Molecule: messenger RNA, 531 nt
Organism: Thelazia callipaeda (thelaziosis nematode)
Lineage: Eukaryota; Metazoa; Nematoda; Chromadorea; Rhabditida; Thelaziidae
Source: the annotation of a GenBank genome assembly
AUGUCUUUGGAUGAAAGUCGCAGUUCGACCCCAUUGCUUUUAAACAGCGAGUCAUCAUCUCCGGCGGCGUCAUCAUCGCAACCUGAUAGCCAAGGUGCUGGAUCAAAUGGGUAUCAAAGUGGUGUGGGAGAAAAUGUUACAAUAGAAAGUUCGCAUGCUUCACCAUUACCGAGCAGCAUUUAUAUGCAUCGGAUACAGUCUUCGUCACCAUUAGAUGAUCAUCAGUUUAUUAGAAGACCUUUGAAUGCAUAUAUGAUAUUUACGAAGCAGGAACGAAAGAAACUGCUCGCUCUAAACCCAAAUAUGAAGAUGCAUGAAGCGAGUAGAGUGAUGGGUGAAAAAUGGAAGAGUAUGAGUGAUAAAGAUAAACGACAAUAUUUUGAGGCAUCAAAGCAGAAUCGGCUAGAUCACAAGAAAGUAAGCAGUUGUAUUUACUGUGUCACCAUAACAAAAAAAUUGCUUCUUCAUAGGUGUAAGCGUGUUUUUAAAACUAAGCAUGAAUACAUUGUAGUGGGAGGAAAAUGUAAGUAA